This is a messenger RNA of Anoplopoma fimbria (sablefish), 1536 nucleotides long. Its product is annotated as P2Y purinoceptor 1-like. NCBI's taxonomy places the organism in Eukaryota, Metazoa, Chordata, Actinopteri, Perciformes, Anoplopomatidae. The coding region runs from base 433 to 1437 and encodes 334 amino acids. The record is from RefSeq and is a predicted model, not a curated record. Gene Ontology annotation, biological process: G protein-coupled receptor signaling pathway. Gene Ontology annotation, cellular component: membrane. The transcript has a single exon. Gene Ontology annotation, molecular function: neuropeptide receptor activity.
AUAACACAAUUUGCAAACGGAUCAGCUUUGACUUUACAGGCAAAUUUCUGCCUCCUGUUUACAUCUUAGUCUUCAUCAUGUCUGUUUUUGAAGAAGACUUACAAACCUGUUGCAGAGUAAGGUACUCAAGCCCAUAAUGCUAAGUUUACCAAUCAGUUUCAUUUGGGAGAUUUAGCUGAGGGCUAAACUGAAAUCCCAUUGAUAACUAUCAACAGCAUAGAAUAAUGAGUUGUGAUGACAAAGCACACCCAUACGGGUGGAGAUGUUGCACAUAGAUAUUAUUGUGGCAUCAAAUCUGUAGUUGAGACAGUGAGGUUGGAGACAAACAGGAAGUUUCCUUUGAUCAAAAACCAGGUCACAUUUUCUGUCUCUUCUCAUAAACCAGACAAUUCAAAGAGAUAAGAUUGUACCAACUUCUUUUCAGAAGACAGAAUGAAUAAUUCUUACUGUACUCCUGUCAGCUUUGGCUUUGAACACAGAUUUCUGCCUCCUGUUUACAUCUUAGUCUUCAUCAUUGGUCUGCUAGCUAAUGGAUGGGGAUUGAAGUCUCUGCUGCAGAACUGGAAGAAACUGGGUAACGUCAAUGUUUUUGUUCUCAACCUCGGACUUGCAGAUAUUCUGUAUCUGCUCACACUCCCAUUUUUGGUGGUGUACUACUUCAUGAGAAGUAAAUGGAUCUUUGGAGAUGCAUUCUGCAAGAUAACAAGAUUCUGCUUCAACCUGAAUUUAUAUGGCAGCAUUGGGUUCCUUACUUGUAUCAGUGUGUACAGGUACCUGGCUAUUGUCCAUCCAAUGAGAGUGAUGGGAAGAAUAACUGUCACCCGCUCUGUGGGGAUCUCUGUCAUGGUUUGGCUUUUGGUGAGCGUUCAAAGUCUUCCAGACAUGUUCUUCAGCAAAACAUUUGGAAACAAGCCUGGGAAAUGUUAUGAUACCACCCACAAGAUCUAUGUUGAGGAUUACCUGAAAUACAGCCUUGGAUGGACCCUCACUGGUUUCUGUAUCCCAUUCCUCAUCAUACUGGGAUGCUAUGGACAUGUGAUUAUUUUUCUCUGCCGCACAGAAACCACUGACAAGGUACUGAAACAGAGAUGCUUGAAGUUUUUGUGCAUCUUGAUUCUUCUCUUCUCUGUUUGUUACGUCCCCUAUCAUGUAUUCAGGAAUUUCAACCUGUGGUCAAGAGUUCUGUCCAGACAGAAGAAAUGCAGUGAGUGGUCUAAUGGAGUCUUCGUUGCUCAUCAGAUUAGUCGUGGCCUUGUGUGUCUGAACAGUGCUCUCAACCCUCUGGUUUACCUUCAUGGAAAUGAAGCUAUUCCUGCUCAGCUCAGACGACGACUCCAGCAAGCUUGUCAGAUGUUCAGCCGCUUGAGUCCGUCAAACCUGAGGUCUGUGCCUGAGGCACAAACUGAAGAUGAAGCUGAACAAGAGUUAAGAGGUUAACAUGAACUGUUAAAUAUCAUUAAGCUCAAACCACUUGCAGCUGUACAUCACAGCUAGCGGUGUGAAUUGACUACAAUGUGUUUCAAAUUUGCAAAUAAA